AUGGCAAAUAUUCAGAUCGAUAUGUUUAACAUUCGGCUGCCGAAAACCGGAAAGGUCGUUGAAAUCAACGAUGAUGGAUCAUAUCAGCUAGGGCCACUACCCACCGUUGGUGGACCUUUCAACACUGCUGCCGACUUUUUCAGAGCCUGGUCCACGAAGGUUGAAUUUGGCCUCUCCAAAGACCAGCUUCAAAACGCAGCUGGUUCAUAUGCUAGCGAGAUACUAUCCUCCGUGAAAGCCUUCAGAACCCUGGUGCAUGAUAAUGCGGAGUGA
Messenger RNA from Aspergillus affinis, 273 nucleotides. RefSeq lists its product as uncharacterized. The transcript is spliced from 2 exons. NCBI's taxonomy places the organism in Eukaryota, Fungi, Ascomycota, Eurotiomycetes, Eurotiales, Aspergillaceae. Bases 1 to 273 code for a protein of 90 amino acids. The record is from RefSeq and is a predicted model, not a curated record.